Molecule: messenger RNA, 2019 nt
Organism: Chlorella variabilis
Lineage: Eukaryota; Viridiplantae; Chlorophyta; Trebouxiophyceae; Chlorellales; Chlorellaceae
Exons: 14
Biological process (GO): maturation of LSU-rRNA from tricistronic rRNA transcript (SSU-rRNA, 5.8S rRNA, LSU-rRNA); ribosome biogenesis
Cellular component (GO): preribosome, large subunit precursor; PeBoW complex
Molecular function (GO): ribonucleoprotein complex binding; protein binding
Source: RefSeq, a predicted model, not a curated record
GAGGAGAGCGACAGCGACGAGGCGGGCGAGGGCGACGAGGAGGAGGCCGGCGCGCGGCAGGGCGGCGCCGAGGCGGCGGCCGCCGACGGCGGCGGCAGCGGCGGCGAGGAGGAUCCAGACCCGGCCAGCGACUCUUCGGAGGACGAGCGCCCCAACCGCAACACCAUCGGGGAUGUGCCCCUGGAGUGGUACAAGGAUGAGGAGCAUGUGGGGUACGAUGCGGAGGGGAACAAGCUGGCGCGGCGGCCGCGGCGCGACCGCCUGGACAAGCUCAUCGCCCGCAACGACUCCUCCAAGGAGCUGCGCACCGUGUAUGAUGAGUACAAUGACGAGGAGAUUGUGCUGAGCAAGGAGGAAAUGCGCAUGAUACAGCGCAUACGCGCGGGCCAGUUCCCGCACGUGGAGGUGGACCCCUUUGAGCCCGAGGUGGACUGGUUCACGCGGGAUGUGGAGGUGAUGCCGCUGAGCGGGGCGCCCGAGCCCAAGCGACGCUUUGUGCCGUCCAAGUGGGAGGAGAAGAAGGUGGUGAAGCUGGUGCGUGCGCUGCGCAAGGGGUGGAUCAAGCGGGAGGAGGCGCCCGAGAAGCCAGAGGCAUACCUGAUUUGGGAGGAUGAUGGCAAGACGCUGGACAAGACGGCCACGGGCCUGACGUACAUCCCCGCGCCCAAGCUCAAGCUGCCGGGCCACGAGGAGUCGUACAACCCGCCCAAGGAGUACCUGCCCAGCGAGGAGGAGAAGAAUGCGGCGCAGCUGGCAGAGGAGGUGGAGGAGCGGCCGCAGUUUGUGCCCACAGCCUAUGAUUGCCUGCGGCGGGUCCCCGCCUAUGCCUCCUUCAUCAAGGAGCGCUUUGAGCGCUGCCUGGACCUCUACCUGUGCCCCCGCACACGCCGCAAGCGGCUCAUCAUCGAGGACCCCGAGGUUCUGGUGCCCAAGCUGCCCAAGCCUCAGGACCUGCAGCCCUUCCCCGCCCUGCUGUCGGUGCGCUACACCGGGCACACCAAGCCCGUGCGCAGCGUGUGCCCAGACCCAACCGGCCAGUGGCUGCUGUCGGGCUCAGACGACGGCACCGUCCGGCUGUGGGAGGUCCGCACGGGGCGCUGCAUGCGGGUGUGGCAGCUGGAGGAGCCGGUCAGCUGCGUGGCGUGGUGCCCCUCGCCGCAGCUGCAGCUGCUGGCAGCUGCCUCUGGCAAGCGGCUGUUCCUGCUGCCCACGGGGACGGGGCAUGAAGAGCAGGAGGCGGCCACUAAGCAGGCGCUGGCGGCGUGCACAGCCAGCAGCAGCGCCGGCGGCGGCGGCAUAGAGGAGGGGCAGCUGGUCAGCUGGCAGCGAUGGCAGGGCGGCGGCGAGGAGGGCGGCGCGGUAGUGCUCCACAAGUUUGCCAUCAAGCACGUCACCUGGCACACGCGCGGUGACUACUUUGCAACCACAGCUCCCGCAGGCAACACGCAGGCGGUGCUGGUGCACCAGCUGAGCAAGGGCGUGAGCCAGAACCCGUUCCGCAAAAACCGUGGCCGCGUGGUGCGCGUGCUCUUCCACCCCGCCAAGCCUUUCUUCUUCGUUGCCACCCAGCAGAACGUACGCGUGUACAACCUGGCCAAGCAGGCGCUGGCCAAGAAGCUGGUGGCGGGCAGCGGCGUGAUCACCAGCAUGGCGGUGCACCCCAGCGGCGACCACCUCAUCGUGGGCAGCGAGGACAAGCGGCUGUGCUGGUUCGACCUGGACCUGUCGUCUAAGCCGUACCGGUCGCUGCGGUACCACAACUAUGCGGUACGCGGCGCCGCCUUCCACCGCACCUACCCCCUCUUUGCCUCCUCUUCCGACGACGCCACCGUGCAUGUCUUCCACGGCAUGGUGUAUGCCGACUUGAUGACCAACCCGCUUAUCGUGCCGGUCAAGAUUCUGCGGGGCCACGAGAUGGUGGACUACCAGGGGGUGCUGGAUGUGGCCUUCCACCCCACGCAGCCCUGGGCCUUCACCGCCGGCGCCGACGCCGCCAUCUGCCUGUUUGUCAACCCCUGA